Messenger RNA from Anguilla anguilla (European eel), 4151 nucleotides. RefSeq names its product transmembrane protein 125. The record is from RefSeq and is a predicted model, not a curated record. NCBI's taxonomy places the organism in Eukaryota, Metazoa, Chordata, Actinopteri, Anguilliformes, Anguillidae. Bases 1187 to 1855 code for a protein of 222 amino acids. The transcript has 2 exons.
CCCCCCCCCCCCCACACACUCCCUGUCCCAUCCACGGACAGCAGCCGCAAACCCUUCAGUCCCCUAUGGCAUUUGGCAAAGACCCCUGGCCUCGGCAAGGAUGCCAGCCCUGACCCCUCUGCUCGGCCCUGGGAACGAAGGCACAGAGAGAACGGAAGAGGAGGCGAGGAGGAGGAGGAGGAGGAGGAGGAAGCGUGGGCAUUGUGCACUGCCGCGGGUGGCCCCCAUCUCCAGGCCAAUCUCCAGGGUCUUCUUCCAAGCCGGAGAGUCGCAGACUGCAGGACCUCCACUCGGCCCGUUUUGUUCAGCUUUGCGUCUCUGACUCCGUGUGUGCUCCUCGGAUCCGCUCGCAGACUUGCUGAGGCCCACAGAAACUUCACUCCAGCGCUUCCUCCCUUUUCUGGCCUUGCAGUCUAUGAAUUAUUGAGAGGACCAGCUCUUUAUCCAGCGACAGCACGCUCGCUGGUCUUCCUAGGUCUCAUUACUGCUGAUCGGAGAGAGGUAGUGGGCUAUGGGUCCGAAUGGACUGAAUCUAGGGGAACAAAACUAUAGCUCAGGUAGAUGAGCUGCAUGUACACUUCAAACUGCAGCUUCGGGCAGGGAUCAGUUCUGAUUAACAUCAUGAAAACUUUUGCACAAAAUAGGAGACAUGGCUUUUUAUGGAUGUCUGAUGUACUGUUUGGAUCCACCAACAUUUACAUUUGAUGAAGGUCUCAUACAGGAUUCCUAUUUGAGUGGAUACCUCAUCAUACCAAUGUACUGGGAAAUGUGUUCAAAAGAACAAACUAAGAAAAGCUGAAUUCACAGCCUACUAAAACUGAACUGGUAAUUAGCCGACAGUGUGAUUGGAUUUAAGUAAAGUUAAUUGAAGUCCUGUGUUAUCACUCCUGAGGAAAAUGCUUUGGGCACUAAAGCAGAAAAUUCUGAAUUAAGGCAAACCAAGAUGAUGUUAUGUUAAUGCUAUAUGUCUGAAUUGGGAACAACACCAUAAUUUUUUGAUGACUGAAGACCUUGUGUUUGUUGGAAAUUACUAUUGGCUUGUCAGAAUCACCAACAUUGCUGAACAGAUCAGAGGAAUAAAACAGUUUUUUCUGUGGCCUCCUAUGCUAAAGACUUCUAGAGGAGGAGAACCGGAUGGUUCUUACUGGUGUCUGACUUAGAAGACUGAGCGGGUGAGCAGGGGAAGAUGCCGGAGUUGGAGGACUUUUCUCCGCCACCGCGCGACCAGCCAGACCCGGCGCAGAUCCAGAGGAAUGUUCUAGAAGAGCAGGUGGAGCUAUGGUGGUUCCGAGAGCCACGCAAGUCCCUGCUGUGCUACUGCGCCUCCGUGGGGCUGAUCCUGGGCUGCGGGCUGGGCGGCGUGGGCCUGCUGUCCACCACCACCAGCCUGUCCAGCGAGUGGCGGCUGGGCGUGGGCACGGCGCUCUGCCUGCUGGCCCUGGCCGUGCUGCUCAAGCAGUUGCUGAGCUCCGCAGUGCAGGACAUGAACUGCGUCCGUAGCCGCAGGCGCAUCGAGGUGCUGAAGAGCGGCGGGCUGUCGGACCUCAUGGUCAUCCUUCUCACCGGCCUGGCCCUGCUCAUCUGCGGCACGGUGCUGCUCAACCUGGCCCUGGCCAGCGGCCUGCCCCAGCCGGGGCUCGCGCUCAACGACAUGUUCAUCUCCGGGGUGGUGCUGCUGGCCGUGGGCGGGGCCACAGUGCUGGCAGUGGCCGUUUACUCCGCCGUGGUCUUCCUCCUGGAGAGGGUUAGGCCUGGACAGAGGCUGAGGGGCCGGCCCGUGGGCGUCUUCACCAUCUCCGGACAGAUGAACGAGACGCGUAGAGAGACCACGUCCAGCAUGGCCAACCUCAUCUGAAACUGCGACUCAAAGGGAACAAAGAACAAAGCACAUAGAUACUGCACUUGGCUACUGUUUGGGGAAUCCAAAGGCCUGCAACCCACAUCCAUGUUGCUCACUGUAUUACAUUUUCAAAAGGCAGGUUUAAACUGUGAAUCCUCAUUGGCAUUGCCUUAAUAUUAAGCCAAGGAACCACUGAAAUGAAGUCCCUGUCUUCUCUAAAAGAGCUGCUGUGUACAGUCCUGUCAAUCACACUAAAAACUGCUAUGAAUGUUGGAUUGUGUGUGGAAGCGUGCUGUUGUUGCUUCAACCCACCACUGCCCUUGCUUUACUCUAAAUGUAUCAUCUCACACACACUGUGUAAAACAGUGUGCCUCUAUCCUCGUAUCCAGCAGUUAAUGAUAUUGGGUAAAGAAGCAAACAUUCAAACGCAUGCCAAGCUGUUCUUCCAGAAUUACACUUGUUUGUCUAAAACACUGAGAGGUGUGUCUGUGUGUAAGUUGGCGUAGCUCACGCAUACGAGUUUGCAUGUCAGUGCUCUUAUGCCCUUUCCUGGUUCUGUAUAGCACUUGGAUAAAAUAAAAUUUACCAUUGAUAUGGAGUCUAGUGGCCAUCUAACCAGAGCUUAUUUUAAUAUCUCUAAAGUGAAUGUCUUCCAUACGGCAGCACCUUCUGACAUAUGCAGCCAUACUACUGCUGUCUGUGCAACUGUUAGUAUUAACAUUGACUAUUUAAUGACAGUCUUCUGAAUAAUGGGCAAGUGUAAGUACUGGCAUUCUCUUCACUAUAAGCAAGCUCCAGACUCUCGUGCUCAUAUGGUACCACCAAGUACAUCAAGUGGCCUAUAUGCGUGUACUUUAAGUGCAUCCGCUCAGUGGACAACACGCUAAGCUUUCUGGUGCAAGUGGACAUAACCUCAGAUGCCUUUGGCCAGAUAAGUAGUGGCCCCAGGUCUGAGAGUGUCCCGUUGUGAAAGGUUUGGGAUUGUGCUGGAGAGACACAGUGCCGUUUGAGUCACACACAGACAGUGCCUCAGUGUGCCCAGUGCCCAACUCAGGGCAGGGGCACAAACUGUGCUGGGUGACGCCAGCUCCUGCGCCACACAGCUUGCCCAUUGUCCGCCGGCGGCUGUUCGUCACCCGCUGACUACGGCAAACUCAGUGGCGCAUUGUCACCGAGCUUCAGGCAACUCGCAUGCAGGCCUGGAUAAGCCGGAAAGAGGCAGGCAAACGCGUCCCUACAAACCCCAUUGUUUGAUUCUGUGCUUUUAAAAUGUGUGGUUUGGAUCCAUGGAUUACAGCUGAUUACUGAGGCAGCACUGUUGCGUAGAAUCUCUCUCAUCUGCGACAAACAAGCUGCAGAUUCAAUCCAAACACAGGCCAAGAGUACCAGCUAAAACCACAAAGGGGUCAAGACGUGUCUCUGUAAAACUCGCGAAAUAUUUCAGAAGUCCCUGACCGUGUGUUCAAGGCUCAGUUCAUCUUGCCUUUCUCUGUGAUGGAAGAAAAAAAGGAACACUGCUAUGUUAAAGUAGUUUAUUUGCUAAAAAGGACCAACACUGUAUCCUACAGUCAUGCAGUGUAGUCAUUUAUAAAUAAGACAGGAACUGAAUAAAAAGAUACAACAUUACAGAUGACCCAAAAGAAUCAGGAAGUAACCAGUGUUCCCUUAUAAAAAAGUUUACAUGUCAAAUGCAUGACUACUAAAAAUCUUUAUUUCCUAUGCAGAAUUUUUUGCCAUUGAGAAAGAUGUGGGUUUAGAAUACUGGGAAAAUACCACAUAAAUAAAUGAGAAAAGGGGAAACAAAGUAUUGAACAAGAAAGAACCAAGCAUGUAAAAAGUACAUUCCCAUUAGUAAUAAACUGCCUUCAAAACUGGCUGCUGGGUGCACUGUGCACCUUUCAGGAUGUGUCCACAGUGAUCUGUGUGCCCCAUAAUUUCUUAGGCCCACAUUCCGCUCAUUUUUAAGCCGGUGUUUUUAUAGCAGUCUCAGCAAAGUUACAAAUUAAUGGACACUUGCAACAACUUCUGCUUCAGUGUACAACACUAUAAAUGAGGUGUAAAUUACUGUUGAAUAUCCUUCUGGAUUGUUCUACGGUGGAUGAUUACCUUCCACAAGCAUAAAAUGCGUAGCACAUCUUUUGAUUUGAAUACAAAUUUUGAGAUGACAGUACAUUCAGUUAGUUCACUUCAGUAGCUCUGGGAGUCCUUAUUGCACUUGACAUUACACGCUUAUUUCACACCUGAUAGAAAAAUGACCUUUUUGUACUUAUGUCUAAUGACAGUAACAGAAGUUCCCCACUCUUUAUGAUUC